Messenger RNA from Dama dama (fallow deer), 1030 nucleotides. RefSeq names its product transmembrane protein 50A (gene TMEM50A). The coding region runs from base 175 to 717 and encodes 180 amino acids. Lineage: Eukaryota; Metazoa; Chordata; Mammalia; Artiodactyla; Cervidae. The transcript has 8 exons. Gene Ontology annotation, biological process: protein targeting to vacuole; late endosome to vacuole transport via multivesicular body sorting pathway. The record is from RefSeq and is a predicted model, not a curated record.
GCGCGACCGAGCCCUGGGGGCGGGGCUGCUCCAUCCGGGUAUCCAGCGGCCUGUGGGUGUUUUGUUUUCUUGGCUGGAACUUGGGGCGGUAGGUAGGAGGCUCGGCCCCGGCGCGACACCGGGAUCCGGACGUACUGCACCGGCCAGGCUGGACUUAAAACUUGACCUGAAAAAAUGUCUGGAUUUCUGGAAGGCUUGAGGUGCUCAGAGUGCAUUGAUUGGGGGGAAAAGCGCAAUACUAUUGCUUCCAUUGCUGCCGGUGUUCUAUUUUUUACAGGCUGGUGGAUCAUCAUAGAUGCAGCUGUCAUUUACCCCCGCAUGGACGAAUUCAACCACUCCUACCACGCGUGCGGUGUGAUAGCGACCAUAGCCUUCUUAAUAGUAUGUCUGAUGUGUACAAGAAGAAAACUAGAUAGGACCAAGCUAAAGAUCACUCCAAUCUUAGCAAGGAUUAAUGCAGUAUCAAAUGGACAAGUCCGAGGUGAUAGUUACAGUGAAGGUUGCCUGGGUCAAACAGGUGCUCGCAUUUGGCUGUUCAUUGGUUUCAUGUUGGCCUUUGGCUCUCUGAUUGCGUCGAUGUGGAUUCUUUUUGGAGGAUAUGUUGCUAAAGAAAAAGCCGUAGUAUACCCUGGGAUUGCUGUAUUUUUCCAAAAUGCCUUCAUCUUUUUUGGAGGACUCGUUUUUAAGUUUGGCCGCACUGAAGACUUAUGGCAGUGAAAGCUGAUUUGUUGCUGCCCAGCAGCCCUGCGUGGGGUUUCUUUUUGUUUGUUUGGUUUUUUUUUUUUUUUACUACUCACUCCCAGUCUUUUGUAAUGCCAUUUUCUAAACUCCUUUCUGAGUAUAGUCUCAAAUUUGUAUAAUACUAAAAUCAUGAGAACUCUCUCUUUAAUCAACAACCACAGCAAAAUCUAUUGUGAUAUACAUUUGAUUACAUUUGAUUAACUUGUAAAAUGUUGAAGAAAAGUAUUUCACGUGAGAAAUUUUUAUUACAUUUUAUCAUGUUUAUAAAAAUAAAUCACAAAAGAAGUCA